AUGUCAAGACCAGCCCAACUCAUAACCGACUUGACACCUGGUGUUAAUGUAUGGAAAAUAGCAGUCCGUGUUAUUGAUCUGUGGAUUGUCAAGGAGCAUAACGGGAACCAACACCUUGAAGCUAUAUUGCAAGAUAUAAAGGGAAACCAAAUACAUCUCAUCACUCGGAACCGCGAGCUAGAUGCCUGGAAAAAUACCUUGCUGGAAAACCAAACCUAUAUGGUUUACAAUGGAGAACCAUUAAUCAAUGACUUACCUUUAAAAGUCUGUGACAACAACUUCAAACUGUUUUUCAAUGCUACAACCACAAUCACUAGCAUUGACAUGCCUGAAAUUCCUCAGCACACUUUCAAUUUCAAACCAUUUGGGGAUUUCGAGAGUGGCGAAUUUAAUGUUGAUCGUUUAUACGUCUUCGGUUUCCUUAAAUCAGAUGUCAUUGGCAAACUACAGCAAGUUGUGAGGCCUAAGUGCUUCCUCAUGGCAAGGCAGAGACUUAAUCAAGACAAUGUACACAAUUUGAAACUAAGACUUAUAGCCAAUAGAUCUACAGAUGGAAGAGUGUACAACCAACCUACUGUUUCUGAGGUAGCUGCUUUAAUUGUUGGUGAUGUCGACGCUGCUGAAGAACGAGACAUUAUCAUGCAAAGACAAGGUGGCUCAUUGAAACGUAUUGAUGAAUUUCAUGCUAGCUAUCUAGCAUUCCAAUAUCCUUUGAUCUUUCCAUAUGGAGAAGAUGGUUAUAGACCAAAUGUGGCUCACCGAGAUCUCGAUAUCUUUGAUAAUAACCCAAGAAACAGACUUACUAUUCGAGAGUGGUUGGCAUUUAGAAUCCAAACAAGAUAUGAUGAGGGGAAAACUCUUUUAUCUUCUAGACGAUUGUUUCAACAAUUUCUGGUUGACGGCUUUACCAUGCUUGAGGGAGAGAGAUUGAAAUGGCUACGUAAUAAUCAAUCUAAGCUUCGAGUGUCAAAAUAUCGAAGUCUUAGUGAAGAAGGAGACCAAAGUCAAACACAAGGUUCUACGACCGGAAAAAGGGUGAUCUUACCAUCAUCGUAUGUUGGAAGUAGGAGAUUUAUGGAUCAACUUUACUAUGAUGGGAUGGCAAUAUGUAGCAAGGUAGGCUUUCCCGACCUUUUUAUUACUUUCACAUGCAACCCUAAAUGGCCAGAAAUCCAAAGAGCUUUGCUACCGCUAAACCUCAAGCCACAAGAUAGACCUGAUAUCAUUGCUAGAAUUUUUAAAAUGAAGUUUGAUAUGCUCUUAGCUGAUGUGACUAAAAAAGGAUGCUUAGGAAAGGUUCUUGCUUAUAUGUACACUAUAGAGUUUCAGAAAAGAGGUUUGCCACAUGCACACCUACUUAUCUUCUUGCAUCCUUCCAACAAAUACCCAGCACCUGAAGAUAUUGACAAAAUUAUUUCUGCGGAGGUACCGGAUCCUGUGAAAAAACCUAAGUUGUAUAGUCUUGUGAAAAACCACAUGGUACAUGGUCCUUGUGGUUUGGCAAACCCAAAAUGUCCAUGCAUGAAGGAGGGAAAGUGUACCAAAUAUUAUCCCAAGAAGUUUCAGAAUACAACCAUAGUUGAUCAAGAUGGUUAUCCCGUGUAUAGAAGACGUGAUAAUGGCCAUAAAAUUGAGAAGAAUGGAAUUUUAUUUCAUAGCGGUCAUGUUGUGCCACACAACCCUCAUUUGCUUAUGAAAUAUGAAGCUCACAUCAACAUGGAAUGGUGCAAUCAAAGUACUUCAAUCAAAUAUCUCUUCAAGUACAUCAACAAGGGUUCAGAUAGGAUAUCGGCAGUUCUUGUUCCAAAUUCCACAGAGCGUGAAGGAAAUAAUGAUGAAAUCAAGCAAUACCUUGAUUGUAGAUAUGUUUCACCAAGCGAGGCAUGUUGGAGAAUUUUCUCCUAUUCUAUACAUGGAAGGAAACCUGCUGUUGAAAGAUUGUUUUUUCACAUGGAAGGAGAGAACUCUGUUUAUUACAAAGAUUUUGAACAAAUUGGUAAUGUCCUUUUAAAGGCAAGUGUAACUGAGUCCAUGUUUACCUCUUGGUUUGUUGCUAAUAGGGAAUUUGAGGAAGCCAAACUCUUGACAUAUGGCCAGUUUGUGUCAAAGUUUGUUUACGACAAGAAAAAAAGAUGUUGGAAACCUAGGAAAAAAGGUUAUACAAUUGGUCGUUUGAUUUGGGUUCCUCCAUCAACCGGAGAAUUAUAUUACAUGCGCAUGUUGUUGACAGUGAGGAAAGGGCCUACAAGUUAUGACGAUCUCAAGACAAUUGAGGGGUUUAAACAUUCAUCUUUUCGAGAGGCAUGCUUUGCAAUGGGAUUUCUACAAGAUGAUAAAGAAUUCAUUGAGGCUAUCAAAGAAGCUUUUAAUUGGGGUUCUGGUGUAUUUCUCCGCAAGCUGUUUGUUACCAUGUUGUUGUCAGCGUCAAUGAACCGACCAGAUCACGUAUGGCGUAACACUUGGAUCUACUUAUCAGAUGGAAUUCUUUAUCAACAAAGGAUAAUAUCACGUAAUCCAGAGUUAUCGUUGUCUAACGAAGAGAUCAUAGAACUCACCUUGAUUGAAAUUGAGAAACAACUUCAAAAGAACCGACGGACUCUAAAAGAUUUUAAGCCGAUGCCUUAUCCAAACAGUUUUGUACUUGAUUUUCUUGGGAAUCGACUUAUUUACGAUGAGCGGCAAUAUGACAUUACAGCGCAGAAAAUACUAUACCAAAAUAUGUUUCAAUCUCUAACAGCUAUGUACUCCAUCCGGUAUUUUAUAUCAAACUGCAGUAUUGGAUAUCACAAACCAGUAUUUUCUGCGCUCCAUAGCAGUGUCACAAAUUUAACUGCCUUUGAAACUCAUAUAUAUGAAACUCAUAUAUACCGAGACUACGUCAUUAUAGCAAAUGAACAACAUAAUAUUUUCAAAGAAAUAAUGGAAGCUGUGUCCAAAAGGAAAGGUGGUGUCUUUUUUUUAUACGGUUACGGUGGAACUGGAAAGACAUUCAUGUGGAACACACUUUCAGCAGCUUUGCAUUCUAAUCGGGAAAUAGUUUUGAAUGUCGCAUCUAGCGGAAUUGCAAGUCUACUUUUGCCUGGAGGGAGAACUGCACAUUCAAGAUUCAAAAUACCUGUACCAUGCUUAGAAUCAUCCAUUUGUAACAUUGACAAAAAAUCAGACCUAGCUGGAUUGUUGCAAAUAACUAAUCUUAUCAUUUGGGAUGAAGCUCCUAUGGCUAGCAAAUUUUGUUUCGAAGCUCUUGACAAGUCUUUGAAAGAUAUAAUGGGUCAUGACAAGGUUGCUUCUAAGACAAUUUUUGGAGGAAAGGUUGUGGUCUUUGGUGGUGAUUUCAGACAAAUUCUACCCGUUGUUCCUAGAGGAACCCGGUCUGACAUUGUUCAUUCAACAAUAAAUGCGUCAUAUAUUUGGGAUCAUUGCAAAGUUCUAACGCUCACAAAAAAUAUGCGUUUGGUAUCUGGGACAAAUUCAACAAAUGCAGAUGAAAUAGACCGCUUUUCUAAGUGGAUAUUACAAGUUGGAGAUGGAAAGAUAUCUGAACCAAAUGAUGGAUAUGCUGAAAUUUGUAUUCCACCUGAGUUACUUCUAACAGAUUUUGUAAACCCAAUUGAAAAGAUUGUUACAAGUACCUAUCCGAAUAUCCUUGAUAAUUACACAAAUUCAACUUUCCUUCAAAGUAGAGCAAUAUUAGCUUCAACCAUCGAAGUUGUGGAUGAAAUCAAUGAUUACCUAAUAAAUCUUCUACCAGGUGAUGCAAAGGAAUUUUUAAGUAGUGACUCAAUUGACAGGGCCGAAGCUAAUGACAAUGAUGGUUUUGAGCAUUUGACACCUGAAUUUUUAAGUUGUUUGAAAUGUUCUGGUUUGCCAAAUCAUUCAUUGAAGCUAAAAGUUGGUACUUGUGUGAUGUUGAUAAGGAAUUUGGAUCAAUGUGAAGGUCUUUGCAAUGGUACAAGAUUAACGGUAACUAGACUUGCAAAUCAUGUCAUCGAAGCCAAGAUUAUAUCAGGUACACAUAUUGGAAAUACUAUUUACAUCCCAAGAAUGUCUUUAUCUCCUUCUCAAUCACCUUGGCCAUUCAAACUCAUUCGAAGACAGUUCCCCAUUAUUGUUUCAUUUGCUAUGACCAUAAAUAAAUCUCAAGGCCAAUCGUUAGACUAUGUUGGUCUAUAUUUGCCUAAAGAUGUCUUUAGUCACGGUCAACUAUAUGUGGCUAUGUCAAGAGUGAAGAGCAAAAAUGGGUUGAAAAUCUUGAUUCACGACAAAGACAAGAAACCAUUAUCUCAAACAACUAAUGUGGUCUUCAAAGAAGUGUUUCAUAAUGUUGUAUAG
Molecule: messenger RNA, 4332 nt
Organism: Vicia villosa (hairy vetch)
Lineage: Eukaryota; Viridiplantae; Streptophyta; Magnoliopsida; Fabales; Fabaceae
Exons: 9
Coding region: 1-4332 (1443 amino acids)
Biological process (GO): telomere maintenance; DNA repair
Molecular function (GO): DNA helicase activity
Source: RefSeq, a predicted model, not a curated record